GUCGAGAAAAUAAUGUCCGCCUGAAAAGUAUGGCGUGCGCGCGCUUCUGAAAUAAUAACUCGGAACUGAAAAUAAAAUAACCUUGCUAGAGGUUUACUUACUGAAUUGUGCUCAAUCUUUCUUGGCAAAUGUGGUGUGAUAGUUUUUCUGACCGGCGACUUCAGGCGACCCCCCCGAGCCAGUUCCCCCUUUCGAACCAUGCGGGUGCUGGUGCUGUGCGCGCUGGCGGCGGCCGCCCUGGCCGCGCCCCCCGGCAAGCCCAACAUCGGCUGGGGCGAGCGGACCUUCGCCAUCGUCGAGGUCAACCAGGCGGCCACAGCCUACAACCAGCUCGUCACCAGGCGGGACGCCGCGGACGUUCCCGUCAACUGGAACACGUGGACCGGGGACCCGGCCGACAGAGCCCGCGUGCUCCUCGACGGCAAGGAGGUGUGGACCGGCCCGGGCUCCGCCACCAGCGCCACCUUCAAGGUGAAGAAGGGCGGCCGGUACCGGAUGAGCGUGGAGCUGUGCAAUAAGGACGGCUGCAGCACCUGCGAGCCCGUCGAAAUCGUGGUCGCCGACACCGACGGCAGCCACCUCCCGCCGCUCGACUACAGCCUCCUCGAACGGAACAAGCCCUUCAAGCAGACGUCGGGCAAGGUGUGCGGCGCGUACUUCGUGGAGUGGGGCGUGUACCCGCGCAAGUUCCCCGUCGACAAGGUCCCCGUGCCCAACCUCACCCACAUGCUGUACGGCUUCAUCCCCAUCUGCGGUGGCGACGGCAUCAACGACAGCCUCAAGGAGAUCGACGGCAGCUUCCAGGCGCUGCAGCGCUCCUGCAGCGGCCGGGAGGACUUCAAGGUGUCCAUUCACGACCCCUGGGCGGCGCUGCAGAAGCCGCAGAAGGGCCUGUCGAGUUGGAACGAGCCCUACAAAGGCAACUUCGGCCAGCUGAUGAUGCUGAAGCAGAGGAGACCUGACCUGAAGAUUCUGCCCUCCGUCGGCGGCUGGACCCUCGCUGACCCGUUCUUCUUUUUCGACGACAAGCAGAAGAGGGACCGCUUCGUCGCGUCCGUGAAGGAAUUCCUGCAGACGUGGAAAUUCUUCGACGGGGUGGACAUCGACUGGGAGUUCCCCGGCGGCAAGGGCGCGAACCCCCACCUCGGCAGCCCCAAGGACGGCGAGACGUACGUGACGCUGAUGCGGGAGCUGCGCGAGAUGCUGGACGAGCUGGGCGCGGAGACCGGCCGCAAAUACGAGCUGACCUCCGCCAUCAGCGCCGGCUGGGACAAGAUCCAGGUCAUCGACUACAACAAGGCCCAAAACUACAUGGACCACAUCUUCCUCAUGAGCUACGACUUCAAGGGCGCCUGGUCCAACGACACGCUCGGCCACCAGACGCCGCUGUACGCGCCCGCCUGGCGGCCCAAGGAGACCUACACCUCGGACUUCGGCGUGCAGUACCUGCUCGCCCAGGGCGUCAACCCCAGGAAGAUCGUCGUCGGCGUCGCGAUGUACGGCCGCGGCUGGACCGGCGUUCACAACUACACCGACGACAAUCCCUUUACGGGUAUCGCGACCGGCCCCUGCAAGGGCACGUGGCAGGACGGGGUGGUAGAUUACCGAGAGAUCGCGACCGAGAUCGCGCAGGGCAAGUGGGAGUUCCACUACGACAGCGUCGCGCAGGCACCGUACGUGUUCCGCAAGGCGACGGGCGACCUGGUGACGUACGACAACCCUCGCUCCGUCAUCGAGAAGGGCAAGUACGUACGGAACAACAAGCUGGGCGGCCUCUUCGCCUGGGAGAUCGACGCCGACAACGGGGACCUGCUCAACGCCAUGAACAUGGGGCUCGGGAACAGCCCCGCUUGAAUAAUGGUCUCAGGGCUCUCUGGACGCUUCCGAAGGGGCUCCUAAGUCUUAAGACAUAGUCUCAACGCUUCUUAGGCGACUGCUAAGUCUUAAUACAUGGUCUCAUGACAGUUUCAGCCUUUAAGGGGCACUUAAAUCUUAAGACGUAGUCUCCACGCUUCUCAAGAGACUUCUAAGGGUUAAUACAUGGUCUCUUGACCAAUCGAAGCCUUUUAAGGGGUUCCUAAGGUUUAGACAUGGUCUCAGGCCAUCUCAAUGGCUUCUCAAGUCUUCGGACCUCCUAAGGACCGUUCGAGAGCCCUCGUAGUUAUAUUUCAAUAAAGACUGGUUAUUGUA
This is a messenger RNA of Aricia agestis (brown argus), 2190 nucleotides long. RefSeq names its product chitinase A-like (gene Chi-h). Lineage: Eukaryota; Metazoa; Arthropoda; Insecta; Lepidoptera; Lycaenidae. The record is from RefSeq and is a predicted model, not a curated record. Gene Ontology annotation, molecular function: chitinase activity; chitin binding. The transcript has 2 exons. The coding region runs from base 199 to 1854 and encodes 551 amino acids. Gene Ontology annotation, biological process: carbohydrate metabolic process; chitin catabolic process.